Paramuricea clavata is the source of this 543-nucleotide messenger RNA. NCBI's taxonomy places the organism in Eukaryota, Metazoa, Cnidaria, Anthozoa, Malacalcyonacea, Plexauridae. The record is from the annotation of a GenBank genome assembly.
AUGGACACAGACCAGGCGACAGCAGAAAAACUCACCCCAGCUAAAGGUGACAAAGCGAAAGCAACAGGAGAAAACACGCCAGAAACUACAACGGAGGUGACGAUGGAGACAGGACAGGAGAGCGGCAAAAAAGAUGACACAGUAACAAAGCAAAUCGAAAACAACAAGAUGGCUGAGCUUCACGUUUCGGACACAGAAUUGGACAAAGACAUAAGUGCGGACGACCAUCAAACAGGUGGGAAAAGGAAGAAGGGGAGCCAAACCAAACCGAAAAAGCCACAGAAAACAACAACGGUAAAGGUCUCGCAUGCAGCCAAUCGGAACCCUUUCAUGGACAAUUCAAGUGUGUCACGCUAAACGUAAACGGCAUGGCCGAAGGACCAAAACGAACACAAAUAUAAGACUUUUUAUUAGCACAGCAGGCAGAUAUCUUUUUACUGCAAGAGAUUCACAAUUCAACAAAAACCGAAGAAACAAAAUGGACACGAGAAUGGGGCAGCCAAGCUUUUUGGAGCCCAGGCUCGCAUCGAAGCUGGGGGGUAG